AUGUCGUUCGAAGGCAUCCAGUCUCUGGAAGAACUGACCCAGGUCUAUGAGUACCUGUUUAACCAGUUCGUCCUGGACAUGGACUACGGCCACAAGGCUUUUCUAGACAAGCUCGUCAACACUCGCUACUCGAUCCAAAAGGCACUGGAGAACCUCGAAAAGCGCACCGCUGAGCUUUUGUACGAAAAGAAAAAGUGGUACAAUUGGGUUCGGGAUGCUCAGGAUGACCAAGACAAGAACCGGGAGAAGGAGCAGAAGAAGAGGUUCAAACAGGAGCACGCCCUGUUUCAACGCCACAAGCGCGAGUUGGAGGCUCGCCUUGCUGCUGCUAGGGCCAAGGAAGAGGAACGGAGCCAGGCUGCGUAUUUGGAAGAGAUUUUGACCGAACGCAUGGCUGCCUCUGCAUCCGAGGAUAGUGAAGAGUCUUCGUGGGAUCCUAUCGAGAAUGUAGUGGAGAACACCCGAGGACAGUACUUGGAUCUCAUACGCCAUUUCCUGUGGAUUGAGCCCCCUAUCGUGGAGAACAAAGAGGAGGAAGUAUGCGUUCAUCCCACUCCUGCGGGAGCUCCCGGUGUGGGCGGCGGUGCGGAAGCCGCGAUUGAGAAGGAGGAUGAGAUGACAGCAGCCGAAAAGAAGAAGGCUAGGAAGCGGGCAAAGAAAAAGUCGUCAAAGACGGCAGCAGCAGCACAGAACCAGGAAGCUGGCAGUUCGGUCGCGACAGGGAAAUCCCAGCCACAGCCAGACAAGAGCAAGAUAGAGAGCAAAGAGGACGUGAGAAAGCGGCUCAAGGAGGGCGUUGAAAAAGACUACAGCCAUAUCAAUAGACCAAUGCUCAUAGGUACCGCGCAAAACCCAGCCGAGCUAGCCAAAAGAACAGCCCCUGUCAAAGACGAGGAUUUUGUCAAACUCAUUGCUGACAUCACCGAGAUUAAGGAGCUUCUGUUUUGUCGCCAGGUCAUGUCACGCUCUGCGCUUCUCCCAGCUGCACUCAAAGCCAAUAGUUUGGGGGAAUUCCUCGCCGAUCCUUCCAUCUCCGACUCUGAUCUCUUAGAUCUCUGCAUCCAGGUGGAACAGCCUAGUCUGCAAGCCCUUCGAGAUGCCUGUGCCGAUUUUGUGCGGGGGGAUGAGCCAGACAAAGACGAAGAUGACGAGGAUGGUGAGGACGACAAGUACGGCUUAGUCACAGAAUAUAUUCACCAUCAUUAUCGCUACGGGGCUCUCGAAGACCUGUAUCGCGAAGCCCUCAGCAGCAUGUCCCGCAGAGUCCUUCGGGGCUCGGACAAACUCUUUAAAGACAUUGCCGAGGACGAAAAACCCAAAGACAAGAAAAUGAAGGGAUUCGUGCCAUUCUUCAUAGACCUGACAGCACAGCAGGAGACAACAUACAACCAGCUUGGUACCACCCGUCGGAAAGUACUUCGAAAGCAAAGUCUUGUUGUGGAGGCGCGCAACUUCAUAUGUGCUCACAUGAAACGCAACGAUCCCGUCAGUCGGCGAUUCAUUCAGUACGCCCUCAUGCGUCCUGACGAACAUUUCAUUCUUGUUCGAGAUGGCAAGACUGGUCGCAUUGGCGACGCGCCUGAAGACUACAACCGCUGGAUCGUCCGAUCGAGGUCGUGA
Molecule: messenger RNA, 1620 nt
Organism: Podospora pseudocomata
Lineage: Eukaryota; Fungi; Ascomycota; Sordariomycetes; Sordariales; Podosporaceae
Exons: 3
Coding region: 1-1620 (539 amino acids)
Source: RefSeq, a predicted model, not a curated record